Rangifer tarandus platyrhynchus (Svalbard reindeer) is the source of this 372-nucleotide messenger RNA. The record is from the annotation of a GenBank genome assembly. NCBI's taxonomy places the organism in Eukaryota, Metazoa, Chordata, Mammalia, Artiodactyla, Cervidae.
AUGCAAAUGUCGCCCACGGGCGGCCAAUUGCCGGCGCUCCCCGCGCGGCUCCGAGCGCCCCGUCCCGCCGGCGGCCGCGAGAGCAGAGCGAGCGAGCCAGCGAGCGAACGGCCGCGGCCCGGUGAGCCCCGAGCGCAACCCAGCGCAGCCGCCCGGCCCCAGUCCAGAGACCAGGCGAGCACAGUGCCUGUGGGCCAAGCCGAGCGCAGCGACCCGAAGCCGAGCGCGCGCUGUCGCCCGCGCCCCGCGCCGGGGAAUGCGCCCUCGGCGCGCCGGCCAGGGGGCGCCCGCAGCCCACCCGGGGGGAGGCGGCCCCGAGCGCCCCUGAGCCUUCCCAUGGCCCGGGAUGGGGUCCGGGGCCUCGACUGCUGA